AUGGCGCUUUUGACACCUUUUGUCCUUUUUGGACUGUUGCAGUUUGUUGACGCUGCGGCGACGAAAUCUUCUGCCCCGAAGAUAAGCUGGGGAGAAUGUCCGACUGGAAUUCCACCGGGUGUUGACUGUGGAAAGAUCAAUGUCCCUCUUGCAUACCAAAGUGGGAAUUCUACGUCUGCCAAGGGAGACGAUACAGUUGAGCUGGUCUUCACCCGCUUGAACCAUACUGGCAAAGGCGAAAAACAUGGUGUUCUGUUCUUCAACACUGGUGGACCUGGUGCCUCUGGAGCCGUCACCGUCGCUGGAUCACCAUACGUCCCGGCGAUCUCUUUCUCGGAUGAGCUUCGUGAUACCUACGAUAUCAUCGGUCUCGAUCCCCGUGGUGUUGGUGUGAGCAGUCCUGUAAAAUGCGAUCCCAAGGCCUUCAAUAAACGGGUCAAGACUUUCGUCACUACAGAUGAAGAAUACGAUGCGCUGUUCAACUACAGUCGAAGCGUGGGUGAGAGCUGUGCCAAUCUCACUGGUCCUCUUAUCAAACAUCUCGACUCUGUCCAUGUUGCAAAGGACCAUGAAGUCGUACGCAAAGCUCUUGGCCUUGAAAAAUUCAACUACCUCGGUCUCUCAUACGGUACACUCCUCGGGGCAACAUAUGCAUCUCUAUUCCCAAAAUCAGUGGGCCGCAUGGCUCUCGACGCAAACGUGGACCACUCCCAGUCCGAGAUAGCAACCCUCCUCGCUGAAGCUACCGCCUACGAGACUGUCCUCGACCAAUUCUUCAAAUGGUGCGAUAAGAACUCAACAUGCGCUCUUCACGGGAAGAACGCCAGCCGCAUCUGGGAUGAAACUCUCGCUCGCGCUGAUUCUAAGGCCAUUCCUGCACCUGGCUGCAACGGGACAUGUCGCUCUGACGUGACCGGUGAAGAAAUUCGAUACAAUGCACAAGAGCUUCUUACCUUUGUUGAUCUGGACUUUGGCUCAGGGUCUACGUGGGCUGCUCUCGGAGACGCUAUUCUUCAAGCUAGCAAGGGUAACGCCACUGCGCUGUCGACUUCAACUCCCAGUGGUAAAGUCGUCAAUGAUCCGAGCGGUUCCCCAUAUAGUUACCUUGCCAUCGGAUGUCAAGAUUGGUUGCACAAGUCCAAGACUUCAGUGGACUUGCGCCAGAAGCUCAUCAACGCUGUCACAUUCGCGCCAAGAACAAGGGGUGCCACACAGACGUAUUACUAUGAGAGUACAUGCAUCGGUUGGCCUGCACCGUUGACGAAUCCACAGGGGCCUUUGGCAGAUGGUAUCAAGGAUGCUCCUAAUAUUCUGAUCGCGGCUUCGGUGUACGAUCCUGAGACCAGCAUUACCUGGGCCGAGGGGGUGAGAGAGCAGUUGACGAAUAGAGUGAGCAUUACGAGGAAUGGAGCUGGACACACGAGUCACUAUCUUGGAGGUGAUACUAGUAAGGCUAUGGAUAGGUAUUUGGCCACUGGAAAGCUGCCUAGAGAUGGCACAGUCUACAGGACUUGA
Messenger RNA from Fusarium fujikuroi IMI 58289, 1515 nucleotides. RefSeq lists its product as uncharacterized. Bases 1 to 1515 code for a protein of 504 amino acids. The record is from RefSeq and is a predicted model, not a curated record. The transcript has a single exon. Lineage: Eukaryota; Fungi; Ascomycota; Sordariomycetes; Hypocreales; Nectriaceae.